This is a messenger RNA of Antechinus flavipes (yellow-footed antechinus), 4167 nucleotides long. It is a transcript of the gene EBF4, whose product is annotated as EBF family member 4. Bases 1112 to 2914 code for a protein of 600 amino acids. The record is from RefSeq and is a predicted model, not a curated record. Gene Ontology annotation, molecular function: RNA polymerase II cis-regulatory region sequence-specific DNA binding; DNA-binding transcription factor activity, RNA polymerase II-specific. Gene Ontology annotation, biological process: regulation of transcription by RNA polymerase II. NCBI's taxonomy places the organism in Eukaryota, Metazoa, Chordata, Mammalia, Dasyuromorphia, Dasyuridae. The transcript has 17 exons.
GAGCGGGGUUGAGGGGCCCGGACGACGGGGCGGGCGGGGCCCGGGCAGCGGCGGCGGCAUCGGCGGGCUUGACUCCCCCCCCUCGCUCCCCCGGGACGCGCGGCUGCUGCUGCUCCUGCCGCCGCCGCCGCCGCCGCCGCCGAGCUCCGCUCCCGCUGCCUCCGCCUUCCGGAUGGUAAUCAGCGCUCCGCACUCGGCGCGCCAGGCAGCCCACCGAGGCCGGCCGCUCUGUCCUCCCCUGCCCUGCCCUGCCCUGCCCUGCACUGCCCUGUCAGCCCUGCCCUGCCUUGCCGUGCUCUGCCCGCCUCUCUCUUCUGCCUUCUCCCCUCUCUCUGCCUCCUAGCGCGCUGCUUCCUUCUCUCGCAUCCCUCUCCUUUCAAACCUCUGGAAACCUCCCUGCUGGGCUUCCUUUUCUGCACCUCAACUCCGCCAGCCCUACUUCGCAUCACUCCUGAGAGCCCCACUUUGCGCACCCGCGGAUUUCCCACUUUGCUUCGAGUUUUCGGGGUCCCCACUUUGUAAAGCUCUCGGGGUCCCCCACUUUGUGUCAGUUCGAGUGUCCCCACUUUGCCAGAGCCUUCUCUGGAUAUUGCAUUCGGGGGUCCCCUCUGCUCAGCACUGAGGUUGCCACUUUGCAUCUCACCGGAGUCUCUUCCCUGUCCCUGACUCCUGUGCCUUCGCAUCCUGGUCCUGUGAGGUCCUCUCUGCUGCUUCUCCCCUCCCCUUCAGUUCCCCACUGCUUCCCCUGCUCCGGGCCCCCCUCGCGGCGAGUGGCCGCGGGGGAAUCCCUCUGUCUCCCCGCCCCCCAGUGCAGGGGGAGGAGGCUGCGCUGCUGUUAGCGGGUCGGCUUUCUCCGAGGGAGCGGCCCGGGGAGCCAAGCUCUUACUGAGCUGGGGCCAGCAGAGAAGCCGUCGCGAGUCGGGCGCAUCCCGCUGCUGCUGUCUUGCCCAGCUCGGCCCUGCCCUGCCCUGCUCUGUCUGCCCCGUCCUGGCCUGGUCCAGCCUAUACUCGGCUCUACUGGGUGGGGGUGGGGACUAUCCCCCAACUUCGUCCGAGCUCAGUGUGCGGGCCGUCGGGGCGCCAGGCAGAGCGGCGCCUGCAGCGCGGUCCCAUGUUCUCCAUGCAGGACUCCUUGCCCCGAGGAGGGCUCAGCCUGAAAGAGGAGCCGCUCCCUGCCGGCCUCGGCUCGGUGCGCUCCUGGAUGCAGGGCACUGGAAUCUUGGACGCCACCACCGCGGCGCAGAGUGGUGUGGGCCUGGCUCGGGCUCACUUUGAGAAACAGCCACCUUCCAAUCUUCGAAAAUCCAACUUCUUCCACUUUGUGUUGGCCAUGUAUGACCGACAGGGACAGCCGGUGGAGAUCGAGCGCACAGCCUUCAUCGACUUUGUGGAAAAAGAGCGGGAACACAGUGGAGAGAAAACCAACAAUGGCAUCCAUUACCGUCUACAGCUUCUGUACAGCAAUGGAAUCCGAACCGAACAAGACCUGUAUGUUCGACUUAUUGAUUCCAUGUCUAAGCAGGCCAUCAUCUACGAGGGGCAGGACAAGAACCCGGAGAUGUGCCGUGUCCUCCUCACCCAUGAGAUCAUGUGCAGCCGCUGCUGUGACAAGAAGAGUUGUGGCAACCGAAACGAGACACCAUCCGAUCCCGUCAUUAUAGACAGGUUUUUCCUCAAGUUUUUCCUCAAAUGCAACCAGAACUGCCUAAAGAAUGCGGGCAAUCCCAGAGACAUGAGGCGCUUCCAGGUGGUGGUCUCCACGACCGUGAGUGUGGAUGGGCACGUGCUCGCCGUGUCCGACAACAUGUUUGUUCACAACAACUCCAAGCAUGGCCGCCGGGCCCGCCGCCUUGACCCUUCCGAAGCAGCCACCCCCUGCAUCAAGGCCAUCAGCCCCAGCGAGGGCUGGACCACAGGGGGAGCCACCGUCAUCGUCAUCGGGGACAACUUCUUCGACGGGCUCCAGGUCGUCUUUGGAACGAUGCUGGUGUGGAGUGAGCUGAUCACGCCCCACGCCAUCCGGGUGCAGACCCCACCGAGGCACAUCCCUGGGGUGGUGGAGGUGACCCUCUCCUACAAGUCCAAGCAGUUCUGCAAAGGGGCCCCUGGCCGCUUCGUCUACACGGCUCUCAAUGAGCCAACCAUCGACUACGGCUUCCAGAGGCUGCAGAAGGUGAUACCACGACAUCCUGGAGACCCUGAGCGGCUUCCUAAGGAAGUGCUAUUGAAAAGGGCAGCUGACCUGGUGGAGGCUCUGUAUGGGAUGCCGCAUAGUAACCAGGACCUCAUCAUAAAGCGGGCAGCGGACAUUGCAGAAGCACUCUACAGCGUCCCACGCACCCCCUCCCAGCUCGGCUCGCUGGCCCCGGGCCAUCCCCACACAGCCAUGAUGGGGAUCAACUCCUUUGGGAGUCAGCUAGCAGUCAACAUUGGAGACUCCACCCAAGGGGCCGAACAAGGUUACUCCCGGAAUACCAGCAGUGUGUCUCCGAGGGGCUACGUGCCUAGCUCCACCCCGCAGCAGAGCAGCUACAGCAGCAUCACCUCCAGCAUCAACGGCUACGGAGCCACGGGCAUGGCUGGCCUGGGGGUACCCAGCUCCCCCAGCUUUCUCAAUGGCUCCACUGCAAAUUCACCCUAUGCUAUCAUGCCCUCCAGCCCUCCGCUGGCCGCAGCCUCCUCCAUCUCCCUCCCGGCCGCUGCCCCCACCACCAGCGUCUUCUCCUUCUCGCCGGUCAACAUGAUCUCUGCGGUCAAGCAGAAGAGCGCCUUCGCCCCCGUGGUGCGCCCGCCCGGCUCCCCGCCCCCCGCCUGCACCAGCACUAAUGGCAGUGCCCUGCAAGACCCAGCUUUUGAGGACUCGGACAAGUUCCAUUCCCCCCCUGGGGCCCUACAGGGACUGGCCUACUCCUAAGCACACCAUGUCUGGACUCCUCAUCCCCCCCAUGUGAGGCCUGCACAAGGAGAAGAGCCUGGCCUUGGAUGCAGCCCCGGGGCCGGGCAGGCCAGGGGCCCGAGAUGACCUGGAAGAGGAUCUCCCGCGGCAGUGGGAGAGGCCCCCGCUGUGCUUUGGACGCUGGGCCCUUCCCCUCCACAGCCCACCCUCUCCUCUCCCUUCCGCUCUCAGGACUGGCCCCAGGAGGCUUCACUCUUCACAGCACCAUUUUAACUUGGGUGGACGGAUGGGUGUGUGUGUGUGUGUGUGUGUGUGUGUGUGUGUGUGUGUACAUAUGUGUGUGUGGUUCUGGGGGUGACUGAUCCCCCCAUCCUUUUCCCAUUAUAAGCUUGGGGUGGGAGGGAGGUCCUGGGGAUGGGUUGGGGGGGCAGGGGUUCGGGUAGAAGGUCCUGCCCUCUAGAAUGCUCAGGGAAGACGAUCUGGUGUUUGGGGAGCACUGCCUCCCCUCCCUGGGAGGAUUCCCCACUCUGCCCGCAUCUGGGGAGGGGGGCUUGUGCUGGCUCUGCCUGCCUGCUUCUGGCUGGGAGGUGACCACUAGGGAGGGACUGGGCAGGACCACAGGAGAUAGGGGUAGGGACUGGGGUAGAAAUGCAGGUUAAGGGGAGGUGGGGUCAGGGAGGGGCUCAUCCCCCCAGCGUGGGGCUCUGAGACCGAAUAGGAACAUUACUGUAGGACCCAUCUGUCUGACUCCCUUUCCCAGGCCCGGGGCCCAGCAAGCAUCCUCCUUUGCCUGUCUCCGACCCCACUUCACGCACAAUGCUGGCUCCCUGGCAAAGCCAGGGGCAAAGCCAAGGGUCCAGCUUCUUCCUUCCAAGUUCUGGGGAAAGCCCCCAGCAGCUCUAGGAGAUCUGACCUUUUAGGUCCAUGGAACAAAGUCCUAGGAGCUGGGAAGUGACCUUCCCCCCAAUUCUGAAACCCUCCUACCUGUGCCCUCUCCUACCUCUCCUUGUCGCAGGCUCUCACCCUCCAGCUGGGGGCUGUCUGCCUCCCCUUCACCUGCCUCCCCUGGGGUUACUCUCAUCGUCUCUGUGCCUCCUUUGUCUCUUCUCUUGGUGGCCCUUCCUUCUCCCCGGCCCACCAGCUCCCCUCAUCUCCGAGGGGCCUGUCCUGCCCUCCCCUUUCCCUGGCUGGCAACCAGAGUCUGGCUUUGGUCAUUUCAUCUGGGAGGGGGUUGGGGAGAAAUGAAAUAAUAAAUGGAGAUACCGAUGCCC